Molecule: messenger RNA, 8137 nt
Organism: Acipenser ruthenus (sterlet)
Lineage: Eukaryota; Metazoa; Chordata; Actinopteri; Acipenseriformes; Acipenseridae
Product: high mobility group protein HMGI-C-like
Exons: 5
Coding region: 506-832 (108 amino acids)
Biological process (GO): regulation of DNA-templated transcription
Cellular component (GO): nucleus; chromatin
Molecular function (GO): DNA binding; transcription coregulator activity
Source: RefSeq, a predicted model, not a curated record
CUGGUUUCAAAUAAUUUUACCAACCCCAGAAAAAAAAAAAAUCUUCCCCAAACUCCUAUAACACUAGCUGUGGUGAUUGUAAGACGUAUAUCCUAUAUAGGGUUGUGCAUGGUCUAGACUAUACGCGCAGUGUCACCGUUUCAUUUCACUGUGCUCUGAUUUGUAGUGAUCCAAUCUUAAUUCAUAUUGAUCGCUGCCUUUCCAUUUACAAAAACAAAGUACCAGCGUCUUUUUUCCAUUUUGUACAGCAAAGUACCGCAGCAGCACGUCUGUCCUCUAGCAUUUAACAUUUCCAAACAUUGUUUUGUAGUCCUUCAUUUUUUUUUUUUUUUCGUGCUUUUUGAUUGUUUGUUUGUUUGUUUGUUUGUUUUAAAAUUCCCGAAUCUUAAGUUACAAGAGAGGAGAUCUCCCCCUCCCGUUUCAGCACCAGGACGUCCGGUGCGUGGUUAGCAGAUCUUGUGUGAGUUGUGGAGGUGCUGAAGAAUACGAUUCUACGAGAGUCACGAUGAGUACACGAGGCGAAGCAGCCGGUCAGUCCUCCGCAGCACAGGAUCAACCUGCAGCACCGGAGCCUCAGAAGAGAGGUCGGGGCAGACCGAGGAAACAGCAGCAAGAACCAACUGGCGAGCCUGCUCCUAAACGGCCAAGGGGGAGACCUAAAGGAAGCAAAAACAAAGGCCCCUCCAAAGCAGCUCAGAAGAAAGCAGAGGCCACAGGAGAAAAGAGACCCAGAGGCAGACCCAGGAAAUGGCCACAGCAAGUGGUCCAAAAGAAGCCUGCUCAGGAAGAAGCCGAGGAGAGUUCCUCACACGACUCUGCCGAGGAGGAUUAAGAAACCACAGCAUGUGCCUUCUACCUCAUUCAGCAGCCACGUCUUUCGAAGGGGAAAGACACGGCCUUGACCACUUAUUUUCGAUUUCUAUGGUCUUUCCACUUUUUUUUUUUUGCCUGGGAAAAAAAAAUAAAAAAAUCACACAUAAAACCUCAAACACACACACACACACACACACACACACACACACUUUUUUUUUACUUAACCACCUUCUCUUGUCUUCGUUACCCCUUUGCAGUCCCAAGGGUUAAUGAAAAAACUAAACAACUGCUGUAGCACAGGGAGUAAGGAUUGAAAAUGCAACCUUUAAUUACUGUUCCCUCUUCUUAAUCUACCAAUGGAGUUCGUUUGGGCUGCUACAUCAGGGUGAGUGGGUCGGCUUUGAAUCCGGUUUAGUCAUUCACUGCACUGUGUAAAAACAAGGAAACUCAGAACAUACGUGGUUAAUUAUAUGGUCAUUCUUAGAGGAAAAGCAUAAUGUAUGUCAAUGUAUAGGCCUUAAAUAGCACCAGCAACCCACUCCCUAACUUAGUAAAAGAACACCAAAGAUGAGGGGAUAGACUGCUCUUUUGUUCUAGAAUUUUUUUUAUUUUCAUUUUUUUACUUGAUAUAUAUAUUCACUUGCUGUAAUUUUGGAUUGAACUUUAGGGCUGAAUUGUCACUUCAUUUUGCUAAUAAUAGAAUCAUGUAAAUAGUUCCAUACAGUCCCAGGGAAAAACAGUGAGUGUUCCACACACUCUGUCACACACAAUCACACUCACACACAAUCGCACUCACACUUACUCACACACACAAUCGCACUCACACACAAUCGCACUCACACUUACUCACACACACAAUCACACUCACACACAAUCGCACUCACACUUACUCACACACACAAUCACACUCACACACAAUCGCACUCACACUUACUCACACACACAAUCACACUCACACACAAUCGCACUCACACACAAUCACACUCACACACAAUCACACUCACACACAAUCGCACUCACACUUACUCACACACACAAUCACACUCACACACAAUCGCACUCACACUUACUCACACACACAAUCACACUCACACACAAUCGCACUCACACUUACUCACACACACAAUCACACUCACACACAAUCGCACUCACACUUACUCACACACACAAUCACACUCACACACAAUCGCACUCACACUUACUCACACACACAAUCACACUCACACACAAUCGCACUCACACACAAUCACACUCACACACAAUCACACUCACACACAAUCGCACUCACACUUACUCACACACACAAUCACACUCACACACAAUCGCACUCACACUUACUCACACACACAAUCACACUCACACACAAUCGCACUCACACUUACUCACACACACAAUCACACUCACACACAAUCGCACUCACACUUACUCACACACACAAUCACACUCACACACAAUCGCACUCACACUUACUCACACACACAAUCACACUCACACACAAUCGCACUCACACUUACUCACACACACAAUCACACUCACACACAAUCGCACUCACACUUACUCACACACACAAUCACACUCACACACAAUCGCACUCACACUUACUCACACACACAAUCACACUCACACACAAUCGCACUCACACUUACUCACACACACAAUCACACUCACACACAAUCGCACUCACACUUACUCACACACACAAUCACACUCACACACAAUCGACGAAUGAGCUGUCGUGAAAGUUGUCUGCAGGAACAAAAAAAAAAUGACUACGGCAGAAUCUUUCUCAGGUCAGUUAUAAGAACAGAAUAUUUUCGCUGUUUAAAAAAAAAAAACGGGGUUUGAAACCAAGACACCUCUGAUUUACCCUGCGUACUGUAAUCACAGUGACUGCAGCUAAACUGAAAGCUUCUGAACAGUUGAUUUACCCUGCGUACUGUAAUCACAGUGACUGCAGCUAAACUGAAAGCUUCUGAACAGUUGAUUUACCCUACGUACUGUAAUCACAGUGACUGCAGCUAAACUGAAAGCUUUUGAACAGUUGAUUUACCCUACGUACUGUAAUCACAGUGACUGCGGCUAAACUGAAAGCUUUUGAACAGUUGAUUUACCCUACGUACUGUAAUCACAGUGACUGCGGCUAAACUGAAAGCUUCUGAACAGUUGAUUUACCCUACGUACUGUAAUCACAGUGACUGCGGCUAAACUGAAAGCUUUUGAACAGUUGAUUUACCCUACGUACUGUAAUCACAGUGACUGCAGCUAAACUGAAAGCUUCUGAACAGUUGAUUUACCCUACGUACUGUAAUCACAGUGACUGCAGCUAAACUGAAAGCUUUUGAACAGUUGAUUUACCCUACGUACUGUAAUCACAGUGACUGCGGCUAAACUGAAAGCUUUUGAACAGUUGAUUUACCCUACGUACUGUAAUCACAGUGACUGCAGCUAAACUGAAAGCUUUUGAACAGUUGAUUUACCCUACGUACUGUAAUCACAGUGACUGCAGCUAAACUGAAAGCUUUUGAACAGUUGAUUUACCCUACGUACUGUAAUCACAGUGACUGCAGCUAAACUGAAAGCUUUUGAACAGUUGAUUUACCCUGCGUACUGUAAUCACAGUGACUGCAGCUAAACUGAAAGCUUUUGAACAGUUGAUUUACCCUGCGUACUGUAAUCACAGUGACUGCAGCUAAACUGAAAGCUUUUGAACAGUUGAUUUACCCUGCGUAUUGUAAUCACAGUGACUGCAGCUAAACUGAAAGCUUUUGAACAGUUGAUUUACCCUACGUACUGUAAUCACAGUGACUGCAGCUAAACUGAAAGCUUUUGAACAGUUGAUUUACCCUACGUACUGUAAUCACAGUGACUGCGGCUAAACUGAAAGCUUUUGAACAGUUGAUUUACCCUACGUACUGUAAUCACAGUGACUGCAGCUAAACUGAAAGCUUUUGAACAGUUGAUUUACCCUACGUACUGUAAUCACAGUGACUGCAGCUAAACUGAAAGCUUUUGAACAGUUGAUUUACCCUGCGUAUUGUAAUCACAGUGACUGCAGCUAAACUGAAAGCUUUUGAACAGUUGAUUUGCCCUGCGUACUGUAAUCACAGUGACUGCAGCUAAACUGAAAGCUUCUGAACAGUUGAUUUACCCUACGUACUGUAAUCACAGUGACUGCAGCUAAACUGAAAGCUUUUGAACAGUUGAUUUACCCUACGUACUGUAAUCACAGUGACUGCGGCUAAACUGAAAGCUUUUGAACAGUUGAUUUACCCUGCGUACUGUAAUCACAGUGACUGUGGCUAAACUGAAAGCUUUUGAACAAGUUGAUUUACCCUACGUACUGUAAUCACAGUGACUGCGGCUAAACUGAAAGCUUUUGAACAGUUGAUUUACCCUGCGUACUGUAAUCACAGUGACUGUGGCUAAACUGAAAGCUUUUGAACAAGUUGAUUUACCCUACGUACUGUAAUCACAGUGACUGCGGCUAAACUGAAAGCUUUUGAACAGUUGAUUUACCCUACGUACUGUAAUCACAGUGACUGCGGCUAAACUGAAAGCUUUUGAACAGUUGAUUUACCCUGCGUAUUGUAAUCACAGUGACUGCAGCUAAACUGAAAGCUUUUGAACAGUUGAUUUACCCUACGUACUGUAAUCACAGUGACUGCAGCUAAACUGAAAGCUUUUGAACAGUUGAUUUACCCUACGUACUGUAAUCACAGUGACUGCAGCUAAACUGAAAGCUUUUGAACAGUUGAUUUACCCUACGUACUGUAAUCACAGUGACUGCAGCUAAACUGAAAGCUUUUGAACAGUUGAUUUACCCUACGUACUGUAAUCACAGUGACUGCAGCUAAACUGAAAGCUUUUGAACAGUUGAUUUACCCUACGUACUGUAAUCACAGUGACUGCAGCUAAACUGAAAGCUUCUGAACAGUUGAUUUACCCUACGUACUGUAAUCACAGUGACUGCGGCUAAACUGAAAGCUUUUGAACAGUUGAUUUACCCUACGUACUGUAAUCACAGUGACUGCGGCUAAACUGAAUGCUUCUGAACAGUUGAUUUACCCUACGUACUGUAAUCACAGUGACUGCGGCUAAACUGAAAGCUUUUGAACAGUUGAUUUACCCUACGUACUGUAAUCACAGUGACUGCGGCUAAACUGAAAGCUUUUGAACAAUUUGGCUCUGGAGAAAACGUCCACCUGUUCACGGUUUCAAAGGGAAUUCCACAUCCUCAUUAUUCAGUCUCAUUUCGAGUACAUUUUACCUCAAGACAGUGACGUAUGAUUUCAGCAGUACCGUGCCAUAGGAAGACUUACUCACGGUAAUGCAGUUUGUAACACUUUUAGUGUCCGAUGCAAUCCACUAUUUCAAACUACCUCUGAUUAUUACAGUAGUAAUUACUCGCUGCUAUACACAUAUAAUGCAGGAACUCAUUGUGGGCAGUUUAACCCUGAUGCCUGGGAUCUUCUCAUUCUUUUUUUACACUACAAUUGCAGCUAAGGGAACAAUAGCUGAAGCGCUGUUGUAAUAUUAACCGUCUAACAAGAUGCCUUCCUCCAUUCUUCACAGCUAGGACUUCUGUGUAAUGUAUUGUUAACUUGAAUAUAUUUUUGUACUGAUUUACUCAUAGUUUUAAGCAUCAUGUUCUUGUUUGACACUACAUGAAAUAAUUUUAACCUGUAAUGUUUUUUUUUUUUUUUUACUGUACCUCAGAAGAAUUGUUGAAAAGAAAUGGACUAAUCAGUUGACAAAGACCUACCUCCAGUCAUUUAAAAAAAAAAAAGGAUUUGUAUUGUAACUUUCAGCAUUUUCUUUUUUUCCUGACGAUGUUAUCAAAACAUUAUUAGGAUUGCAACUGAUCCCUCAUCAAACUGUUUUUGUAACAGAAAUAUGUCUGAAACAAGUACAUUUCAAAUCAAGUGAGAAAAUAAAUAAAUAAUAAAACCUUCAAAGAAAACUUGAAGCUUUGUAGGUAUGGCAGCCUGGGCUCAGCUUUUGUAUAAUGCAAUCAUGAACAUGUUUUAAAUGAGUAGACACAUGCCAGAUAUACUUGAUCAGUGAUCUCAUGUACAAUGUACACAAAUGUGAUUUUGUAAUAUGGUUCAACCAGAUGUAUUUUUAAAAUGCUUCUUAUGUAGAGAUUUUAUUCCACUUUCUGCUCGUCAAUGUGGCAACUUGUAGUUAUUUUUUAACAUUGUAUUUUUUUUUUUACUAGGCCAGGGGUAGUAUCUCAGGAGGGCUUGUUCACACAGUAGGACUUCAGCGCUUAGCCACCAUACCACCAUAGCCUUGCAAUGCCUGGCUUCUUUAAGAGGUAUUUAUUGAGUACCUCUUUACACAUUACUGACUUAUACAAACCAUUGAGGUAAUGAUGCUCCUGUCACAGAGCUCCAAGGCAUUUGCAUUUUAUUUCAUAAAUAUACUUGAGUUCAACAAAAGCCUUUUUACCUUUUUUUUUUACCUCAUUGUUGAUUGAAUGCAAAUCUGUGGCAGCCACUGUUGAUAUUGUAUAUAAUAUAUUUACACACUGGGUGGCUGCUUUAUUAGGAACUGUACCUAGUUUUGGGGUUUGGCUAUUGUUUGUUACAGCAUUGACACAACGUGGCAUAGACUCCGCAAGGUGCUGGAAGGUGUCUUGAGGGAUGUUGAUCCAUUCAGUCAAUAAUAAUAUCAAUAAGAGCACCAUGUUGUUCAUCCCAGACAUGCCUAAUUGGGUUGAGAGCCGAGGCCCGUCGUGCCCAUGGAAGAUGCUUGACGUCUCUGUCAUGCUUCUCAAACCAUUCGCUGGAAGAUGCUUGAUGUCUCUGUCAUGCUUCUCAAACCAUUCGCUGGAAGAUGCUUGACGUCUCUGUCAUGCUUCUCAAACCAUUCGCUGGAAGAUGCUUGACGUCUCUGUCAUGCUUCUCAAACCAUUCGCUGGAAGAUGCUUGACGUCUCAAACCAUUCGCUGGAAGAUGCUUGAUGUCUCUGUCAUGCUUCUCAAACCAUUCGCUGGAAGAUGCUUGACGUCUCUGUCAUGCUUCUCAAACCAUUCGCUGGAAGAUGCUUGACGUCUCUGUCAUGCUUCUCAAACCAUUCGCUGGAAGAUGCUUGACGUCUCUGUCAUGCUUCUCAAACCAUUCGCUGGAAGAUGCUUGACGUCUCUGUCAUGCUUCUCAAACCAUUCGCUGGAAGAUGCUUGACGUCUCUGUCAUGCUUCUCAAACCAUUCGCUGGAAGAUGCUUGACGUCUCUGUCAUGCUUCUCAAACCAUUCGCUGGAAGAUGCUUGACGUCUCUGUCAUGCUUCUCAAACCAUUCGCUGGAAGAUGCUUGACGUCUCUGUCAUGCUUCUCAAACCAUUCGCUGGAAGAUGCUUGACGUCUCUGUCAUGCUUCUCAAACCAUUCGCUGGAAGAUGCUUGACGUCUCUGUCAUGCUUCUCAAACCAUUCGCUGGAAGGUGCUUGACGUCUCUGUUAUGCUUCUCAAACCAUUCGCUGGAAGAUGCUUGACGUCUCUGUCAUGCUUCUCAAACCAUUCGCUGGAAGAUGCUUGACGUCUCAAACCAUUCGCAAACUAUCCUGGCUCAGUGAGUUGGGUGCAUUAUUGUCUUGAAAGUAGCCAUCACCAUCAGGGUCCAAGUGCAGCAUUGUUGGACAAGAUCCGCAACAAUGCUUAAUUAACCUACAGCAUCUGUUCGGGUUUCCCAGAGUAAUCAGGGGACCAGGGUAUACCAGGUGGCCAUGUCCCACACCAGGGCAAUGCCAAAUCAGUCUGGUUGAUCCAUCCUAAUAGAGUGGCCAUGCAGUGGGUAGAGAUAUUGAGGCUUUUAGCUCUGGGAGACUUACAGACGCUAAUGAAGUUGAUCUUGUAUUUACUAUACAUGUUGUAGUACAAUCAAAAUACACAUUACUACCUCCAAGGGCCUUCUAUUACCUCAGUUUCAAUCUGAAUAUCUGCUUAAAUGCACGUGGCCAGAGGAACAGCAAGAACAUCAUAAAAUUUUUAUAUAUAUAGUUUAUUUUUGUGGGGGAUAAAUUUUAUAAGACUGUUCUUUGCUGCCUCUUUUGCCACUGCUACAUAAGACUGGACAUUUAUCCUUUAUUUUAUUUUUUAUUCUACAUUUUAUGCAAUACAGUAGUUGCAUUAGCAGGGGGAAAGUAUGAAAUGCUUAACUGCAGUUUGUUUGCCUUUUUCCCUAUACUAUUUGAGUGUCUUCUAGCUGGCUUUUCUGUUCACAUAGAGUUGCUGUCUUUGAUUAUACUUUGAAUUGCUUUGCUUGUUAAAACAUUUGUUUAAUGGAUUAUCACAACCUUGUUCAGAACAUUAAACUGUAUAACCUC